This is a messenger RNA of Acytostelium subglobosum LB1, 192 nucleotides long. RefSeq lists its product as hypothetical. The coding region runs from base 1 to 192 and encodes 63 amino acids. NCBI's taxonomy places the organism in Eukaryota, Evosea, Eumycetozoa, Acytosteliales, Acytosteliaceae. The transcript has a single exon. The record is from RefSeq and is a predicted model, not a curated record.
AUGAUAGUUGGUGUUGCCUUUGGAAUGUCAAGAUUGAAUGGAAUGACGCUGGAGAUUGAGUUGAUGGUGACGUUGACUGGCAAGGACGCUGGAGGUGAUGGAAUUGGAAGGGUACAAGUCAAUCCACCGCCUUUGAUCUCGUUCUUGAUGCCAGUGCAAGGUACCGAUCCAAUAGUGAUCUACACUGGAUAG